Sporothrix schenckii 1099-18 is the source of this 402-nucleotide messenger RNA. RefSeq lists its product as uncharacterized. NCBI's taxonomy places the organism in Eukaryota, Fungi, Ascomycota, Sordariomycetes, Ophiostomatales, Ophiostomataceae. The record is from RefSeq and is a predicted model, not a curated record. The transcript has a single exon. Bases 1 to 402 code for a protein of 133 amino acids.
AUGCAAUGUAUUCCAUUCAUCUUCGUCCACUCUUCGUCCACUCUUCUCCUCUCUUCUCUUCCUCCCCCACCCCUUCUUAUCAUCCUCCCACCCUCCGGCUUCGCUUUUUGCUUCCCCGCUGACCUUUCCCUUCUGGUCGUCUCGUCGUCUCGUCGUCUCAUCGUCUUGUCGUCGGCUCGUCUUCCCCUUUGCGUCCCCCCUUCCAACAUUCAGCCACCGCCCCUUUGUCGUCACCGCAUCGUCACUACACGGAGCUUCCGUUGGAUGCCCGUCAAGGAGCAAUCUCCACCGGUGAUCGUCGUAGAGGCCAACUGGCGUAUCCUACUGGCCCACAACUCGUGCAUCAAUAUCGCCGUCCACUCUUCCUUUUUCGGAGACGAUGGUGUAGACGGAGGUGUGUGA